Messenger RNA from Phragmites australis (common reed), 708 nucleotides. RefSeq names its product NDR1/HIN1-like protein 6. Gene Ontology annotation, cellular component: plasma membrane. Lineage: Eukaryota; Viridiplantae; Streptophyta; Magnoliopsida; Poales; Poaceae. The transcript has a single exon. The coding region runs from base 1 to 708 and encodes 235 amino acids. The record is from RefSeq and is a predicted model, not a curated record.
AUGGCUCGUCCUGAGACAACCCACGUGGUCGACCUCGAGGCCGGACACUCCUCGUCGCAGGCGCCAGCACCGUCACUGCCUGCCACCACGACGAACAAACCUUCGCGCUCGCGCCCGUGGAAGCGCCGCGGCGGCAGCUGCUGCCGCCGUUUCGCCUGCUGCGCGCUCUUCUUCGUGACGGCCGUCGCCGUGCUACUCGGCGCGCUGUACCUUGCGGUGGACCCGAAGCUGCCCCGGUACACCGUGUACGCGCUCAACGUGACGGCAUUCGACAUGGAAGACGACCUGACGGCGCGCGCCCGGUUCGACGCGUCGGUGCGGUUCGAGAACCCCAACAGCGGCAUCGGAAUCCAGUACGAGGAGGGCUCCAGCCUCGCCGUGUGGUUCCGCGAGUACCGCCUGUCCGAGGGCGCGCUCCCGGCGUUCUACCAGGGCCACCGCGACGCGGUGCUGGUGCACGUCGCCAUGGGCGAGGCGCGGCUGCGGGGCACGGGCGUCGUGGAGGCGAUGCGGCACGUGAACGAGGCCGGCGGGGAGCUGCCGCUGGUGUUCCGCGGCGAGGUGCCCGUGCGGGUGAAGGUGGGGCCAGUAAUGACGGCCAAGGUGACGCCCAGCGUCCGGUGUGACCUGGUGCUGGACAGGCUCAGCACCGAGGGCAGCGUCGGGGUCAAGAACAUGACCUGCAAGUUCUCCAUGAAGCUCUGGUGA